AAAUGAGAAGAGAAGUUGUUGAAUCGGUUCACACGGAUGCAUCGAACGAAAGGGUUCACGUGUCUCCCAAGAAAGCUGCAGAGGAAGAAGAUUAUGAGGUGAAGGAAUGCACUGAAGAGAAUUCUCUCUCUCAAAAUCAUAAAUCUUCUAAUGUAAUCUCAGAGGUAUUGUAUAAAAGAGAGAGAGAUGGUAAUGAAUAGAGAUUUGAAAGUUGUGUUUUGACUCUUUAUGUUCUUGAUUUUUAUCAGAAUGAUGUGAAUAAGAAGCAUUUGGAUCAUGAAGAAGAUGAUUGUUCUGUUGCUUCUUCAUUGAAGAAUGUUAAGUCUAAAGUAACUCAUGGAACCGCGCCACGAUUUAGAAGUGCACAACGCGCUGAGAAACGCAAAGAGUAUUACCAAAAGCUUGAAGAGAAGCACCAAGCACUUGAAGCUGAAAGGAUCGAGCUUGAACAAAGGCAAAAGGAAGAACAAGAAGCAGCCAUUAAACAGCUUAGGAAAAACCUCAAGUUUAAGGCUAAUCCUGUUCCUGAUUUCUAUUAUCAAGGACCUCCCGCGAAACCCGAGCUCAAGAAGUUUCCAUUGACGCGGCCUAAGUCGCCGAAGCUAAAUCUGUCCCGGAGAAAGAGUUGCAGCGAUGCGAUUAGCUCGAAUGGUGAAGAGAAUUCAAAGUCACAGGUAGAAUAGGAUUUGAAGCCUGUGAUUGUGAAUGAUUUGUUGUCAAGAAGAUGUUUUCAUAACCUAAUUUUACUAGACCGGAGUAAACCAAACUAUUAUUUCCGGUUAUUUCCGGUUUUCUUGUUCUAUAUUGAUUGUUUUUUUGUUUUUCACGUCUGUCUCUCUACUUGAUUUCGUUUUAAUUUUACGUAACGUUUUAAAUCUGAAAUUGUAUAUUUGAAGUGUUUGAGGAAUCUUGGAUCUAAAGUUUGUAUCGAUUUUAUAUCGGUCGUUAUUUUGUCAUUUGUAUGAACUUAUAUUUUCUUUGUUACUAUUUGAGAGUUGUAAAUAGAAUACAAAA
This is a messenger RNA of Capsella rubella, 1014 nucleotides long. Its product is annotated as protein WAVE-DAMPENED 2. Gene Ontology annotation, biological process: microtubule cytoskeleton organization. NCBI's taxonomy places the organism in Eukaryota, Viridiplantae, Streptophyta, Magnoliopsida, Brassicales, Brassicaceae. Gene Ontology annotation, molecular function: microtubule binding. The record is from RefSeq and is a predicted model, not a curated record.